GUGUCGAGAGAGACAGGUUCGGCGUUGGCCGACGGCCUAGACAGGCUGGAUUUGAGUCAACUGUCUGAAUCAACGCCCUCGUCGUCGACGGCAGAUUCGUUCGAUAUGUCCUCGUCGGAAGGUGCGCCGGAGUCAUGGAUCUCCUCGUUCUGCGGCAUGAUGGGCCACGAGUUCUUUGCCGAGGUGUCGGAGGAUUUCAUCGAGGAUGACUUCAACCUGACGGGAUUGCAGUCGCAGGUCCCCAUGUACAAGGAGGCCCUGGAGAUGAUCCUGGACGUAGAGCCGGAGGAGGAGGACGAGGACGAAGAGGAAGAGGAGGAAGAGGAGGACGAGGACGAGAUCCUGGGCGACGACAGGCCGGCGUUCCGCAGGGCCGGCGAACGGCGACACGCACGGGUGGCGAGCGAUUUGAGCGUAAUCGAGAGCUCGGCGGAGUUGCUCUACGGGCUGAUCCACCAGCGGUACAUCACGUCGCGGCCGGGGAUCCAGCAGAUGCUGGAGAAGCUAGAGAUGGGACAUUUCGGCAGCUGCCCUCGCGUCUACUGCAACGGGAGCCGGCCCGUGCCUGUAGGAUUGUCCGACACCCCCGGCCAGCAGACCGUGAAGCUUUACUGCCCGAGUUGCCAGGAUAUCUACACGCCCCCGAACAGUCGGUUCCAUUCGGUGGACGGGGCCUUCUUCGGGACUACGUUCGGGUGUCUGUUCUUCAUGACCUUCCCAGACCUGGAUGUCGCGCCUCGCCCUGUGGAUAACCCAUUGUCUCCCGUGCGCGCUUCUCCGGCGGGCACCCCGCGGGAGCCUCAACCGACGGAGAUCAACGGGGUGCGGACGGCCAGUUUUGCAGCGGGGCUUGGACCCGGCCGGGUCUACGAGCCGAAGAUCUAUGGCUUCAAGGUUUCCGAUCGGUCCCGGUCCGGUCCGCGCAUGAAGUGGCUGCGGAUGAAGCCGGUGGAGAUUCGCGAACUGGACGAGAUGACUCGAUAUGAAUCGCAGCAUCCGCUCGCCGACCGGGAAGGUGACAUGGACAUGGGAGCUGGCGCUGCGCAGAAUGCGGCGAUCGCCCGACGGAAGAAGGCACCCAUGCGACGACGACGCUAUAACACGAACCCGGGCAUGAACGGAGGAGAGGGGCUGUAGAGUCACUACUAUCAUCACUAUUUCUUUUUCUUUUUCUUUACGUUUCUUCUCUGUCCUCUUUUCUCUUUUCUCUUUUCUUUUCUUGUUUAUUUCUUUUCGUUGAUAUGAGGUAAUGGCCUGUUCAUAUAGAGAGGGAAGACAUUCCCCACAAGAGACAUGUUCCUCGAAGGGGUA
This is a messenger RNA of Aspergillus candidus, 1311 nucleotides long. Its product is annotated as casein kinase II subunit beta. The transcript has a single exon. The record is from RefSeq and is a predicted model, not a curated record. Bases 106 to 1137 code for a protein of 343 amino acids. Gene Ontology annotation, cellular component: protein kinase CK2 complex; cytoplasm. Gene Ontology annotation, molecular function: protein kinase regulator activity. NCBI's taxonomy places the organism in Eukaryota, Fungi, Ascomycota, Eurotiomycetes, Eurotiales, Aspergillaceae.